AUGGCCGACAAACAACAACUAUCAUUCGAUCGCUCCAUUCCCCAACCAGCCAACAACCCACACCGCCCCUACCAAAACACUGCUCCAUCGUUGUUUUUUGGCAAUUUUUCUUUUUUCUGUUUUUCCGUUAAGAUUUUCAUUUCUUUAACGAUUGUCUCCACUCACACACCGCCUCUCCACACUCAACCCCACCCAACCCACGGCUCUCACGAUCUCAACGCACUGAAACCGGUUUCUUUCUUACCCCUCCACCUCCCUUUUUCUAGGAACGAAUCGCAUGUCGCCCAGACCGAAGUGUCCACUCCCUCUCUGAAUCCCAUUUGGAACGCGACCAUUACCUUCCAGGACGUGUUCAGUGACAAUCUGUUAGACCGUAAGAUAGAGAUAGUGCUCUACGAUCUGUUGCCCCACUCGGAGCCCAUCUUUCUCGGCGAGUGUGCGGUGAAGCUGCAGAAAGCCUGCCUGGACGAUGUGGCCGUCUGGUACCGGCUGGAGGAUCCGAACCAUCUGCGCGGCUCCGGUCCGGUGCCGCCCGCCCGCUCCCGGCGCCGCUCGACCACCGGCUCCCAGAGCUCGAUCGACGAAAGUUCCGCCUCGUUCGGCCGGUACGGCAGCACCGACGGCACGCGCUUUCAGCGCUCGAUCUCGGACGAUGUCGACAGCCUGGACGAGGGCCGGUACCUGCUGCAUCCGAACUGGUCCGUUUCCGGGAGCCGGCGCGGCUCGACCCAGUCCGAGAUACAGAUGCAAACGCUCGAGGUGCACCAGGUCGGGAAGGAUUACUCGAAAUCGUUGCCCGGGUCGCGCCGAUCCUCCUUUCAGGACUCGAAGGAUCAGCUGGCGGUUGGGCCGGUGCCGCACGGCUCGCGCCGCUACUCGACCGGCCGCACCGGGCCGGGAGCGGGGGGCGGCACGGCCGGUGGGCGCGAUGCGCCGCCAACCGAGCGGAAGCUCUCGUUUGGCGGCACGAUCGGCGGGAUCGGUAGCGGGGGAGGAUCGCGGACUGAAUUUAUGCGCACCAUGAGCCUUUCGCGCGAGCUUGACAUGAAGAAUCGCAAAAAGAAGCGCCUGUUUUCGUAAGGAAAACGGAAACCCGCAAACGCAACGAAACACGUGACACGAGUAUGAAAACGGCACGAACGAACAGGAUACCAGAAGCACAAUCAAGCAAAGCGCUCCACCAUGUGACAGUGAUCGUACUGCUGGUGGUGGUUGCGGUGCUGCCAACAAACACACAUACACACAAAUGGUUUUGAAACUUAGACAAUGAUUACGAUGACGAUGAGGACGAUGAUGAUGAUGAUGAUGAUGAUGGAGAUGUUAACGAUAUCCACACAAAGCAUAGGUAACGGUAAAGUGUAAGCUGACGGAGCCGAUGUCCUGCGGUAGCUAUGUAACGACACACCAAGGCGAGAAUGGGAUUUGGACGCGGCAUCUGGUGGAACCGUAGCCAUUGAUCAACGGCAUAAAGAGGGCAUAUGCAGGCGCACAGGUGGCUAAUUUAUACACAUUCAUCAUCCUUCUCGUUUAUAGAGGCAUGUUUUUUGCCGUGCGACUAUGUCUGCACGAUCCGUUUUACAAGAUUAUAUACAUAUUAUAUAUCAUGUUUUGUGUAGCAAAUAUUUCAAAAGUUUACAGAAUAUCACUUUCAACACAUGUUACUUGCAUAGGAGAACGAAAAACGAAAUAAACUAUAAUUCUGGUAUAUUAAACCUUUACAGAUGCAA
Messenger RNA from Anopheles gambiae (African malaria mosquito), 1727 nucleotides. RefSeq lists its product as uncharacterized. NCBI's taxonomy places the organism in Eukaryota, Metazoa, Arthropoda, Insecta, Diptera, Culicidae. The transcript has 2 exons. Gene Ontology annotation, biological process: regulation of synaptic plasticity; regulation of membrane potential; positive regulation of synaptic transmission. Gene Ontology annotation, molecular function: transmembrane transporter binding; small GTPase binding. Gene Ontology annotation, cellular component: presynaptic membrane; cytoskeleton of presynaptic active zone. Bases 1 to 1080 code for a protein of 359 amino acids. The record is from RefSeq and is a predicted model, not a curated record.